AUGGCGGGAGGUAAUGCCGAGAAGGGACAACGCUACAUCGCGUCCUUGGACCAGGCGCGGGCCCAGGGUAAAUGGGACGAAGUGCCUGAAUUGAUUCGCAAGGUCACCAAACAUGCGCCUCAGCGAACCUGUAUGUUUGCGAUUGAUUCGUUAUCCCACACGCACCGGCGGAAGCUAACAAGGGUGAUCUCUCCUCCAGGUGUCAUCCAAACCGCAACAGCGGAGACUCGAGUGGUUGCAUUUCUACAGCAAAGGCCGGCCACCGAUUCUACUACGACGCCUCAUCUUCCCGAAUUGAUUCCGGCCUUGCUGACGACGAUCGAGAACAACGAUGGAACCUUGCAGGAGAUCCUCCAGGCACAGGUCUGCCUUGGAUGGAUCCAUUGGACCCUCAACGAGCCAGGACUGGCAGCUGCGCGCCUUCCAAAGGACUUCACUGCGACGGUCGAUACCUUGACAGCCGAUGGGCAGACUCUGUCCCCAUGGACCGAGGUCUGCCUGGUCAAAGGAUGCUAUCUGAAGGGUUCCGCCCAGUCAGCAGUAGCUCCUGUUGAGGAGAUUCUGGAGACGUUCGCCUCCUUAGCUCUGUGGCUCGAAAAAGGACAGCUUGCUACGUCCAACCAGCAGUUCCUAAGCUGGUCCGAAACUAUGAUGGGAAGAGGUGCCUUGAUUGCGACCGAAGCAGCCACAAACAACACCCCAUACUCCGAUCCCAGACAUGUGGAGAUUGCGCUCCGACUAUUUCGACUGUGGGCUGCUCUUCCCGCCGUCAAACAGGGAAAUGCCCCCAACAAGGCCGCCUUCGCAGACAACUCAGGAGCACUCUCGCGCCCUGUGAUCUGGAAAGCCUACUAUGGUUUUCUGACGACUGUCCUUCAGGACGACCUGAUCUACACGCCUCCCAUCGAAGCCAUUCCCGAGCGCCCCCAGCUUGCUAGUGAACUGCGCCGCAUUGAAUCGAUUUGUGAGAACAACCUCCUCCGGGAGGUCAAAUUCCCCACCGCCAGUUCCAACAAUUCCCAAGUCGAGGAGUGGGUGGAACAGGUAAUCAGCAACUGGGAAGUGCUUUGUGGACCCCACUGGCAGGAUCAGGACCUCGGCGAAGGGGGGGCAGCAACCAAGACCUACCACUCCCAUUUGAUUCUAAGACGACUGUUCCAUGUUCACUCGGCGUUGGCCGACUUUGAUCUCGCAAUCCAGGCUCUGGAGUCUUACAUCGAGAUCGUCACCGCUGCCAAGGAAAGAGCAGAGAAGGCGGCCGAGUAUGGCGAAUUGGAAAAGGAUGAGAUCCUCUUGCAGACUCUUUCCGAGGGUGUCACUCUUCUGACCUGCCUCGGUUCCUUCGAAGAGGCCGAGAAGGCCAAGAAUUUGACGGAACUCAUCAGAGAAUACAUCGAGAAGCACGAGACGAACCGAGCGAAUGGCCAAGCUAAUGGCAAGUUGCUGCUGUCUCAGGGACCCAGUACCCCCGACUUUGCGGACAUCCCGUCAUCCGUGCUUGCCAUGGCUUAUCGAUCUGUUGGUAUUGGACUUGCCAAUUGGGCAAAUUAUACUGCACAGAAUGAAUCUCGGGACUUGAUUCGGGGAGAAGCGAUCGAUUAUUUGGAGAAGAGCGUGGCUCCGGAGCUGGGAAAUCAAUUGAGCUAUGCCUCUCUCUACACGCUGUCUUUGGUGCUUGCUGAAAACAGAGACCUCGAUACUGCAAUUAGCUAUGUCAAGUCGGCCCUUACGUCAAACGACUCACCUAGCACCGAGGAUCUUGCCCAAGAACGCGAUCUUGUGCCGCUUUGGCAUCUGCUUGCACUGCUACUCAGUGCAAAGCAAGAAUUCGAUAUCGCUGAGCGUUCGUGCGAAGCAGCUUUUGAGCAAUUUCCAUCGGAGAUCUUCCCAAAGAGCAGCCGCGAGCGACGUUCUUCGAGACAUUCACACUGCAAGGACCAUGGGUCUAAUGGCCCUAAGCGAUCGCUUCUCAGUCGAUUGUCGGGCCGCGAAAAGGAACGCAUUCUUCAAACUCGCAUCACGCAGCUUGCCUUCGUUGAGCUCCUGGAGGGCCCCGAAGCUGCUGUCAACCAAACUGAACAGUUAUUGAGUCUUUUCAGCUCUUUGUUUAGUGACCUGAAUCUUGAUAACGGGGGCACGAAAGCGAAACCGGACAACCUUGUGCCUCCAAAGAGUUCUGCAGGUACAACCAAGAGCUUCAGAAGCAGUAUCUUCAGUCGAAACAGAUCAUCCCAGCUGCCGGACCGUCGAGCUGAUCAGACAGCUGGAGCUCCCGCGGUGCCACCAAUCCCCAAUGGCCACAGCACUGGGAACGAUGCGCCUGCCAUCCAUAUCACCGAUGAAGACCAUGAGAGCCAACAAGAGCAACAAUCUUCUCUUGUUCGAUCGGACUCGAAGAGGCUAAGAAAGCGCAGUAGCAGUUUCCACAGCAGACAGGAGAAGCCCAGAGAGCAGGUGCAUCCGCCGCUGCCAAGCGGAAUGGAAUCUCCGGACAUGGUUGGCAUUGCGGUUUCUGGAAACGCAUCGCCUGUCUCCCCGGCGCCUUCACCGAGUGGCAAGCAGCCUCUACAGCCUAUCGCGCAUAACAUUCAUCAUAAGCAGCAGCCGGCUCCGGCUGGCCAUGAGCGCCAACCACCUGUUCAAGAUACUCGUCUUCCAAAUUCUCGUCGAUUCGACUCCCCCACCAACGCUAUCACCAAAUUUUCCACCCUUCAGUCCAACAAGCAUGCUCUCGGCUUGCUUGUUAAGAUCUGGCUCAUAAUUGCCGGAUUGUACCGUCGGGCCUCAUUAUUUGAUGAUGCUCGUGAGGCAUGCGAGGAAGCUGGCAAGCAAGCUGCUCGAGUCGAAAUCGUUGCCUCAUCUCACGAAUCUUCAGCGUGCUCUUUCAGCAAGCGUGGUUGGGGUAAUGCCAAGAGCUCGGAGGAGCUUUGGGCUGACGUCUACGCUGAGCAAGGCCUUCUAUACCAGGCUCAAUCGAAGCCUCACCAGGCUAUUAAGCAAUUCGAAGAUGCUCUUUUGCGAUUCCCCGACCACCCCACAGCGACUAUCGCACUCGCAAACCUUCUCCUGGACGUGUGGGACCAGACGCUUCCCCUUGAGCCCACGAACGCCGAUAUCGACCUUGACGCUUCGCGUAUUUCGCUACUUUCUGAGCUGCCCAAAUUGAAAUCCGCCAAGGCCGUGUCGACCGAUGAAUUGAAACUCACCAAUGACGACAAGCGCUCGAAAUCUGAGGCCGCUGUCUCUGCUCACGAUGUUGAGCCUAAGCACCUCCAUCGUCUUGCGGCUCGUGAUCGCGCCUAUGGUCUCCUAUCUGCGCUGACCAAAUUGGGCAGCUCAUGGGAUAACUCUGAUGCAUGGUUCGCACUGUCGCGAGCCUACGAGGCUGGCGAGCAAACCGAGAAACUCAAGGAGGUUCUAUGGUGGUGUAUUGAACUUGAAGACCGCCGACCUAUUCGUCACUGGUCGAAUAUCGGAUCGGGUCUUUAUGUUCUCUGA
Penicillium argentinense is the source of this 3498-nucleotide messenger RNA. RefSeq lists its product as uncharacterized. Gene Ontology annotation, molecular function: protein binding. The coding region runs from base 1 to 3498 and encodes 1165 amino acids. The transcript is spliced from 4 exons. Lineage: Eukaryota; Fungi; Ascomycota; Eurotiomycetes; Eurotiales; Aspergillaceae. The record is from RefSeq and is a predicted model, not a curated record.